This is a messenger RNA of Naumovozyma castellii, 1410 nucleotides long. RefSeq names its product E3 ubiquitin-protein ligase RAD18 (gene RAD18). The transcript has a single exon. The record is from RefSeq and is a predicted model, not a curated record. The coding region runs from base 1 to 1410 and encodes 469 amino acids. Lineage: Eukaryota; Fungi; Ascomycota; Saccharomycetes; Saccharomycetales; Saccharomycetaceae.
AUGAAUCAACUAGCCUUAAAUACUAAAGAUUUUAAAACAACGAAGAUACCGAAACUUCAAGAAAUAGAUACAUUAUUAAGAUGCCAUAUUUGCAAAGAUUUCUUGAAAGUACCUGUUUUAACACCAUGCUCGCACACAUUUUGCUCCCUUUGCAUACGUGAAUAUCUGAAAGAUAACUCUAAGUGCCCUUUAUGUCUGAAUGAGUUACGAGAAUCGAUGUUAAGAAGCGAAUUUUUAGUGAACGAAAUUGUUCAGAGCUAUCAAUCACUUAGAUCGGACUUACUAGAGUGUUUGAAAAUAGAGCCCCGAAGUACUGAGACAUCAAUAAUUGAACUAGAAUCAGAGCCAGAUGACUUAGAGAUAAAGGGUUCAUCGAAGGCAUUGUUCAAUAUAUCUACCGAUGAUGAUUUACAAAUUGUAGGGACCAACGAAAGACCUCGCAAACGAUUGGCAUCAACAACAUUUAUUGGAAAAGCUAACAAGUCCAAUACUUAUAAACGGCCUUCUAGCUUCCAAUCUGUAUUAAAAGGUUCCACAGACCGAAAGAACAAGCAACCUCAGGCUCAAUGUCCGAUUUGUCAAGAAGCAUUCCCAAUUCAAGUAUUGGAACGUUCUCAUUUAGAUGAAUGUUUAACUCUGCAGUCCCUUGGUAAACCACCUAAACUUACAGUCAAGAAGUCUACACCGCCGCUACGCACACUUUCAUCAUCGUCAUCUUCAGUUGAUGCAGGCUUCCGAAUGAGCAAAAAAUAUAUGGAAAAGGAAGAUGAAGUCUCUCACACAGAACGAUAUUUGAACUCGACACUUCAAAGCAAUCAUCAGAGGCUACCGAAAGUAGAUUUUACGGCAAUGACCUUGAAUCAAACUAAACAAAAACUCUCUUCCCUAGGAUUGUCCACAGCAGGCACCAAACAGAAUAUGAUCGUGCGUUAUAGUCAUUUUGAAAUACUUUGGAAUAGCAAUUUCUGUGACUCAUUAGAUCCCGUGGACGAAGGCGAAUUAAGACGACAGCUUAUUAGUUGGGAGGCAUCGCAUAAUACUCAGACAGCUAAUAACAAUAACACAAAUAGUAUUAUAGCAAAAAUGAAAAUAAAAUCGACGAAUAGAGACUCAACAUAUGAGAAGUUAUUAGUAGAUUUCAAAAAAGAUACGUUCAACAGAAGAGCCUGGAUUGUUCUUUUCAAGAAGGAUUUUAAAAGAUUAAUAAAAGAGGCCAAAGAAAAGUUAAAGAGUUCCACGACAACUUCUAAUGACAAGAAUACUCAACCUUCGCUUGAACUUAUAGAGAAUAAACCAGUUAUAGUUGAUGAAUUGACAGAUACAGAUUUAUCGAAAGAGAUUGAAGAACAUUUACAAAACAAAGAGAUGCAAGCAUUUAAGGAACCAAGCACAAGCACACAAAAUGAAUGA